AUGCUGACCGCUGAUCAGGAGUUUGACCAAGAUAGUCUGAACCAAGACUUCGAACUCUUCUCGUCGACGACACAAAACGUCAACCAAAAACAUGGCUCCAGCACACCCUCGCCAAUGACUGGUGCAACUUGCCCCAAGAAGGCUCCGGGUGAUCGACAUGGAGUAGAGAGUAUGAUACCGUCUAUCAAGAACGAAGAACCAUGGCUGGAUUGGUUCCAUGCUAGCACCGCCGAGGACAUGCAUACCCUGCCGGUCAUGAAGGCCAAGAACAAGCUCUCAAUCAGCGACAGCGGCUAUGGCUCUGUGGAUCACACUGACAGGCAUGGUAUCGAGACUGGAUCUAGUGCUCAACCAGACAUGGCCGGUUCACCAAACAACCAGGUCUCAGAAUACUGCGAGAUCUGUUGUGAGGAGUCAGAGAAGCGCCGCUAUUUCAGCAAUAACGCGGAUAGAAGCAUGUUGACUACGAAGACGUCGAAGUUUUACUAUCGAUGUGCUGCUCCUUCUUGCCAGAAGAAGGACAAGAUCUGGCCACGAAAGGACAACUUCAAGGCUCAUCUCGAAGGAACACAUAGAUACGACGAAUUUCAGGUCGCCGAGCUUCUGGUGAAAUCGGAAUGUACUCCUGAGUCUGUGAAGCUAGACCCUAGCGUCGCCAGUCGGCGCAAGGUCAAAUGCAGGAAGGUGAAGACCAAGCGUCGCUCCCGCAAGGAGCUCUCAUCAGAGGAUGAGGACAGUAACGAUGCAGAGAGCUCGGCUGGAGAAUCCCACCAUGGGUUUGAACCCACCAACUGUUCACCUCAACCUGUUGCACAGAGCCCGGUGCUACGUUCUGCAUCCUAUCCUUCCAAUCCUUUACCACAAGCAGUUCGAUCGUUGCCUCUAGGUGCCACAUAUACUUAUCCUCCAUCAAUUUUGGUAUCCCAUGACCCUGAAGGCGAUGUGCGCGAACAAAAUACACCGAUCGAAAUGAUGGACACCACCACGGAUUUCUUUGACGAUGUACACUCCUCAUAUCUCAUGGUCUGUGUGCCAUCUCCAGAGCAAAUAGUGCCAUCACCAGCCGCUUACAGCUCAAGCACAUAUGCAGACUCAUUGUUCGAAUCCGACAUGGACGACUUGACCACAGAUACCGAUUUUGAUAUAGAUAUAGGCGAACGCGAGACUAUCUUCCAACCUCUGCUCAGACCGACAGUGCACUGUUUGUUGACCGCCUACUCCUCCUCUCGCCAAAACGCACCAGGCAACAGUGGACAACAAUCCUCAAACUCCAGCUAUUCAUCAAGCUUGAAUGGCCAUGGUGGAGCUAGUGGAUCUAAGGCGAACAAUCUACCCAACCUGUCGCCUGGAGGCAAGCGAAGGCGUACCCUAGCUGAGGAAGAUGACGGCAACGAUGAUGAGCAACCGCCAAAGCGGAAGAGUAAAGCUGCCCGAAAUGAUGAAGAUCUCCCUCCCUUGGCAUGUCCGUUUGUCAAAUUUGAUCCUCUCAAGCACGACAAGUGCUAUACCUUUGUUCUGAAAGGUGUAUCUCGCGUCAAGCAACAUCUUGAACGGGUGCACAGCAUUCCUAUCCACUGUCCCAAGUGCUACUUAGUCUUCCGCAACAACCCCGAAGCCAGAGACAGACACGUGAGAGAAGGUACCUGUCAGACUGCUCCAGAGCGCCGUCUCGAAGGUAUCGAUGAGUCAACUAUGCGAAAGCUCAAGCGUCGAGUUACGAGCAGAUCAGUGUCAGAAAGCUGGUACUCAAUGUUUGCACUGCUGUUCCCAGGGGCAAGGAAGCCAGAGUCACCUUUCAUGGAUCUUACGCUCUCUGCCGAGCUCUCAGCCUUCCGCGACUUCUGUACAUACGAAGGACGCGACGUAGUGACGAGCAUUGUGAACGCCAACAUGCCUUCUGGAAGCGACCAGCAACAAGACCAACUCGAAGACUUCACGCGACAAGUUUUCCAGAGAAGCAUCGAACAACUGUUCCUGCAGUGGCAGAGCAGACCUCGGUCUGUCACUAGCGCACCCAUCGUGACUGCCCAGACCAUGCUUCCUCCGACUCCUCCUUCUACUUUUACCCAAGACUUGAAUGACAUGGGGAUCAGUGAUACGUUUACAAUCGCCGAUGAGGAAUCCUUACUGCCAGCACCGCAGCAAUAUUCUGACCUCAGCAUGCCUUGGAUGAAUACCGAGUUUCAGCAGAACACCGAGGCUCAACAGCAACAGCAGCAGUUACAACAGCAAUGGAUGUAUUUUGGUGAGGUCUUUCCGAUGGAUCAGAGGCAACAGUUUUGGAAUGAUCAUGGAGUAUUGGACGGGAUGGGCGGUUGGUCUGGUUGA
Aureobasidium musti is the source of this 2328-nucleotide messenger RNA. NCBI's taxonomy places the organism in Eukaryota, Fungi, Ascomycota, Dothideomycetes, Dothideales, Saccotheciaceae. The record is from the annotation of a GenBank genome assembly.